Acomys russatus (golden spiny mouse) is the source of this 1098-nucleotide messenger RNA. Its product is annotated as vomeronasal type-2 receptor 26-like. Gene Ontology annotation, cellular component: membrane. Gene Ontology annotation, biological process: G protein-coupled receptor signaling pathway. NCBI's taxonomy places the organism in Eukaryota, Metazoa, Chordata, Mammalia, Rodentia, Muridae. The record is from RefSeq and is a predicted model, not a curated record. Gene Ontology annotation, molecular function: G protein-coupled receptor activity.
GUGCCCACCUCAAACUGCAGUAAAAGCUGCCUUCCAGGGUUUAGCCAAGUUUCCCGUCCGGGAGCCCCCCACUGCUGUUUUGAUUGCAGUCCCUGCCCCGAGGGACACUUUGCAGACCAAAGAGACAUGAAGAGAUGUCUUCAGUGCCCCAAGGAGCAGUACUCAAGCCACACCAGAGACCGUUGCCUGCCCAGGACAGAGAUCUUCCUGGCCUUUGAGGAGCCACUGGGAUUCAUACUGGCUCUGGUGUCAAUCUUCCUGUGUGGUAUGGCUGUCCUAGUCCUUGGAGUGUUCCUGAAGCAUCGGGACACACCUGUGGUGAGGGCCAACAACAGAGCUCUCAGCUACUUACUCCUGAUCUCUCUUUCCCUCUGUGCCCUGUGUGCCUUGUCGUUCCUAGGCCGAGCCACUGUCACCACGUGCCUUCUCCGUCAGACCACCUUUGCCGUGGUGUUCACGGUGGCUGUCUCCUCUGUUCUGGCCAAGACUGUCACAGUGGUCCUGGCCUUCAGGGUCACCAGGCCAGGGGGCAGGAUCCGGGUAUGCCUGAGCCCUGGUGCUUCCUCCUCAGUGGUCCUCAUUGCUUCCUUAAUUCAGGUUGUUCUUUGUGCGGUCUGGUUGGCCACCUCCCCACCCUUCCCACACAGGGAUAUGGUGUCGAGUCCCCAGCACAUUGUCAUCCAGUGCCAGGAGGGUUCUGGCACCACCUUCUUCUGUGUGCUUGGCUACUUGGGCUUCCUGGCAGGGGGUACCUUCUCUGUGGCUUUUCUGGCCAGGGCCCUGCCAGAUGUCUUCAAUGAGACGAAGUUCCUCACCUUCAGCAUGCUGCUGUUCUGCAGUGUCUGGACAGCCUUCCUGCCCUUGUACCACAGUGCCCAGGGCAAGUCCACUGUGGCUGUAGAAAUCUUCUCCAUCCUGGCUUCCACUGCUGGGCUUCUGGGUGGCAUCUUCAUCCCCAAGUGCUACAUCAUCUUGCUGAGGCCCGAGAAGAACCCUGCCUGGCAAGUUCAAGGCCAUCAGGCACAGCAAGAUAGGAAGGGUGCGGUGCUCCAGAGAAGGUGUCUUCCCUGGUCCACACCACAAAGCCUCAUGACUUAG